UUGAGAGUCAAUCGCGGACACUUAUUGACAGACAACCAUUGAAACCAGGCGGGUUUAGACUAUUAGUGACCUACUCAAUUUAUAAUAUAACACAAUGAUUGUACGUGGUGUGUAUUGUUAUUACAGGAAUUAAUUCCAAGUUCCAAUGUCCGGACAUAAGUAAAGAAACAAGUAUGGACUGAAAAAAGAGGACCUUUGGCCGUCAAACUGCGGAGGUACGACGGUUUCCGGUAUCCGGAAAUAAAUAAAGCCAAUGAGGACGGUAGCGGUCCUCGGCGGGGGUAUCGGGGGAUUGGCGGCGUCAUAUUACCUUUGCAAGAGCCCCCAGGUGACCAAGGUCAUCUUGCUGGAGUCCAGCAGUCGUGUCGGAGGAUGGCUGUGGUCCACAAGAAGGUCUGAUGGUGCUGUGUUUGAACAUGGACCCAGAGGUAUCCGACCUGCUGGAGCCGUGGGUCGUAACACUCUUAAUAUGGUGGAAGACCUGGGUCUCGCAGAGGAGGUUCUACCUGUCACCUACAGCCACGACGCUUCCAAGAAUAGAUAUUUGUAUGUCAACAAGCAGCUGCAUAGGAUGCCUUCAGGGAUCAGCGGACUUGUACGGACGGUCCCGCCCUUCUCACGCCCACUACUCUUCAGCAUCGCCACGGAGAUGUUUGCCAAGAAAAGCCAGCAGGAGGAUGAGUCCAUCCAUUCCUUUGUGUCUCGCAGGCUCGGAGCAGAGCUAGCAGACAUUGCUGUGGACAGUCUGUGUCGGGGCGUGUUUGCUGGUGACUGCAGGAAGUUGAGCGUACGCUCUUGCUUUCCUGUUCUCUACGAGGCGGAGCAGCGCAGAGGUUCCCUGACACUCGGCAUGCUGAUGGGCUCAGGAACCUCAAAGGCGGUCCCUCCUGGUUGCCUUAGCCGGAGGUCAGAGAAGGAGUCGUGGGCCCAGUGGUCCCUUAGACGAGGGCUGGAGUCGCUCCCGGAAUCCAUCAGUGACUUCCUGCAGCAGAGCAGGAGGGUGGUGCUUCACAGAGACACACCUGUCAAUCAUAUUAGCCCUGCAACCACGGGCUGGACCAUCCAUGUAAAGGAUGGGAGCAUAUCAGCUGACCAUGUAAUAUCUGCUCUCCCUGCUAAAGUGCUGGCAGCUGUGCUGCCGUCCACCUGUCAGCCUCUGGUGCAGCCACUACGGGACAUCUCCUGUGUGACUGUGGCUGUGGUCAACCUGGAGUAUGAAGGCUCAGUGCUUCCUGUCAAGGGAUUUGGACACCUGGUUCCAUCAUGUGAGGAUCCUGGUUUACUGGGAGUGGUGUACGACUCUGUACCUUUCCCUCAACACAACAGAAGUGAUGGGCCAACAACCAGAUUGACGGUCAUGAUGGGCGGGGCCUGGUUCCAGGAAACAUUUGGGACGCCAGCGUCCGUCACGAAGCAGCAACUUUUGGAAAGAGCUACAGAGGCGGUGCGUUGUCACCUCGGAGUCACGGCAGCACCCAGCUGGAGUUGGGUGUCUCUGCAGGAGGACUGUAUACCGCAGUACACCGAGGGACAUUUUGGCAGAGUCGACUUCAUGCGACGCUUAUUAAAGAAGAACAACCUUUCGCUUUCUCUGAUUGGCUCUUCCUAUGACGGCGUGUCAGUGAACGAUGUCAUCUUCAGUGCCAGGAAGGCCGUAGAGGAGCUGCUUGGAAACGGACUUUAGUCUUUGGUCGAUUUCUUGCGUCAAGAGCUUUGGAUUGAUUGUUCCUUCAAUAAAUUCUCUUUUCUGUGGAACUUGUGCAGAAACCACAUGGAA
Doryrhamphus excisus (bluestripe pipefish) is the source of this 1777-nucleotide messenger RNA. Lineage: Eukaryota; Metazoa; Chordata; Actinopteri; Syngnathiformes; Syngnathidae. The record is from RefSeq and is a predicted model, not a curated record.